Molecule: messenger RNA, 1299 nt
Organism: Pieris macdunnoughi
Lineage: Eukaryota; Metazoa; Arthropoda; Insecta; Lepidoptera; Pieridae
Source: the annotation of a GenBank genome assembly
AUGUUAGUUAUAACCGCAUAUAGAUGGUACGCCCGGAACCCUGUAGUAACUGUGAUCGAAAGUACGCAGGGUGCUAUUUGGGAUGUGCCCUUCCCCGCAGUCACUGUUUGCGAUAUUAACGUCAUAUCAAAGAAAGCGGCCCGGUCUCUAUCAAAUAACUUGACCUUGCCACCGCAUGUAACACCGGACUAUGUCUUUAAGGCUUUAAAGCUAAUACCUCUUUUAUUCCUUGGGACCAUAAAGGAAAAAGACAAAGAGCAACUGAACAUACUUCAAGAUAUAAUCGAUACUAAUGGCAUUACGCUUAAGACCUUGUUCACAACGUUAUCACCGACAUCCUCUUGCGAUAAUCUGAUUCAACGUUGCAUGUGGAAGAAUAUAAUGUACAGAUGCGAUCAGCUGUUUCAACAGGUGACAAUAAAAGUAGGCACGUGCUGUUCCUUCAACUACUUUGCUAUCGAUGAUUUAGACAGUCAUGCAUCAAAACUCUCGACUCUCCCCGAGAGUAGAGAUGCAUCGUUAAUUGUUUCGCUACCCUUCCAUUAUAGAAACCUGGAUUUAUUGCAAAUGUCUACCCCUCGCCGAGUAGCCUCUUGUGGAUAUCAGACAGCAUUGACAGUGCUGUUGAAAGUAGAUGUUGAUGACUACUACAGCUCAGGGAUAGCAUCGCAAGGAAUAUUGGUGUUCAUAGAUAAUGCCUACAAUAUACCUGACCAAGAUACGCCCGCUAGAAUGGUUUCUCCAUCCACUGAGGUCUUGAUUGCAUUAGCGCCUGAACGGACUUAUAGCACUUCGGGAAUUAAGGCUUUCACGCCUGAACAACGACAGUGUUAUUUUCACAACGAGGUGACUUUAGCAAAUUUUAAACAAUACUCGUUUCACAACUGUAUGGUGUUCCAACGCAUACUUACAAUUCAAAGCGAAUGUGGUUGUGUGCCUUGGUUUUUUCCAGAACAAGACGGCUAUCGCGUCUGCAACUUCAGAGAUAUUGACUGUAUAGAGACCCUUCCAGAACGUCUUUCGAUCAAAGAUUUAGUAAAUAUGCCGAGAUCUAUACGGUGUUUGCCGGAGUGUGAGCAUUAUGACUAUCCGUUGGAAGUUGCGAUGGGGAAAUUGAGCUCCAAAGUACCUUUGAAUGGCUUGCCGUUUUUUGAAAAUGUGAACAUAGAAAAUUCAUCAGUACUUAAUAUUUUCUUUAACGAUUUGGUGUCUACAAGAUAUCGACGGGAUGUUUAUCUCAACUGGCAAAAUAUAUUAGGUAAUGUUUUAACUACUAAACCAAGAUGCAAGCAUAUUUAA